Molecule: messenger RNA, 690 nt
Organism: Struthio camelus australis
Lineage: Eukaryota; Metazoa; Chordata; Aves; Struthioniformes; Struthionidae
Gene: ENY2
Product: ENY2 transcription and export complex 2 subunit
Biological process (GO): positive regulation of DNA-templated transcription; regulation of transcription by RNA polymerase II; poly(A)+ mRNA export from nucleus
Cellular component (GO): nuclear pore; SAGA complex; DUBm complex
Molecular function (GO): transcription coactivator activity; chromatin binding
Source: RefSeq, a predicted model, not a curated record
CGCCUGGCUCGGCCUGAGGCUUUGCCUCUGCCCUCGCCAUCGCUCUCGCCGUCCGCGGCAGCAACCAAGCUGGUUACUGACCUCUUAAGUCAGCGAAAUGAACACAACUUUAAUGCUGCUGUCUGCAUGCUCUUCGCUUGAAAUCUUCACGUACUGAUGCUCCUUUUGGUUUCCCUGCCAUUAAUGUAUCUGUGAAAACCUCGACUUGCAAAAUGAAUAAAGAUGCCCAGAUGAGAGCAACCAUUAACCAAAAACUGAUAGAAACAGGAGAGCGAGAACGCCUUAAAGAGUUGCUGAGAGCCAAGUUAAUUGAAUGUGGCUGGAAGGAUCAGUUGAAGGCACAUUGCAAAGAUGUAAUUAAAGAAAAAGGAUUGGAGCAUGUUACUGUCGAUGAUUUGGUGGCAGAAAUCACUCCCAAAGGCAGAGCCUUGGUACCGGACAGUGUAAAGAAAGAACUCUUACAAAGAAUAAGAACCUUCCUUGCCCAACAUGCCAGUCUUUAACUUUGACAGUGUCUUGGAUAUGGUAUUUCUGUAUUAUGUCAAUCGUGUCGGGACUGGAAUGCACUUUCCAUACUGAAGGAUUGAAGUUCACUAAUUUUUUUUGUAUGAGUUGAAAUUCCAUUGCACUGCAUCAGUUUCUUAAAUUUGGUGUUAUUUUAAUAAAAGAAAAGCUUUUGUGGACUUAUGA